This is a messenger RNA of Parnassius mnemosyne (clouded apollo), 2553 nucleotides long. NCBI's taxonomy places the organism in Eukaryota, Metazoa, Arthropoda, Insecta, Lepidoptera, Papilionidae. The record is from the annotation of a GenBank genome assembly.
AUGGAGUGUGAGCAAUUUGGGAAUAGUAAACUGUUAGUUCUCGAUGGAGGUUUCUCAUCGCAAAUAUCGUGCCAUGCUGGCACUAAAGCAGAUGGUGAUCCUUUAUGGAGUGCACGGUUCCUUCAAACUAACCCUGAUGACGUUUUUCACACUCACUUGGAUUUUCUUCGAGCGGGUGCUGAUGUUAUUUCAACCAAUACUUACCAGGCAUCAGUCGAAGGAUUUGUAAAGCACCUUGGUGUAUCAUCUGAGGAAGCUUUAGAUCUAAUUAGACUAGCCGUGGACUUUGCUAAGAGAGCUCGUGACACAUACUUAGAAGAGAAUGAUGGAACAUCCCGCCGCAACUUGAAGCCCUUAAUUGCUGGUUCAGUUGGUCCAUAUGGUGCUUAUCUGCACGAUGGUUCAGAAUACUGUGGCAAUUAUGCUGAUGAAAUAUCCAGUGAAACUAUGAAAGAAUGGCAUAAACCUCGUAUAAAAACUUUAUUGGAAUCUGGGGUAGAUUUGCUUGCAAUAGAAACAAUACCAUGUUUUAAAGAAGCAGAGGUCCUUGUCAACUUGUUAAAAGAAUAUCCUUCAGCUAAAGCUUGGCUCUCAUUUAGCUGUAAAGAUGAUAAAAGUCUUGCCCAUGGUGAAGACUUUCAAACAACUGUUAUAAAGUGCUGGGAGGCUAAUCCAAAACAAUUAAUAGCAAUAGGGGUGAAUUGUUGUACUCCUAAAGUUGUCUCUAACCUGUUGAGAGGUAUUAAUGAUGGCAGAGAACAACUGAUUCCUCUUGUAACAUAUCCUAAUUCAGGAGAAACAUAUUGUCCUGAAAUUGGUUGGAUAGAUAAAGAUAAAAUUGAUUCUAUUGACAAGUAUGUCCACGAGUGGCUUGAUCUCGGUGUGAAAUAUGUUGGGGGAUGUUGUAGGACCUAUCAGGAAGAUAUCUCUCGCAUUUGUGCUUCAAAAGUAUUUGGAGUAUCACAAAAGAAGAAGGAAAGAGAUGAUAAAAUGGAAAAGUUGGUAAAUGAGAAUGAAGAAUUAAAAAAAGUAAAUUUGAUUGUAACUUUAGAAAAAACUGAACUGAAAAAAGAAAUUGAUAAGCUAAGAGACGAUAAGUUCUCCGACUACCUUAUGUUAAUGAGAGAGAGAGACGCCCGUUACACCUUGUACCACGAAAAUUUAGCUCUGGAACUGAAGUGUAAGGAAUUAGUUAACUCGUCCCAAUGUCACCAAUACAAUGAAGAGCAAGGAGAUCCUGUGAUAUUGCGAAUUGCUCUUGACCGUUGUAGAGAACAACUGUCAGCGACACAGAGCAAGCUGAAGAAAAUGAUCGAUGAUUAUUCUGACACUGUCCCGCGACGGGAGUACGAUGUCUUGGAGAACAAGCACCUCGAACUCAACAAGAAACUUGACACUCUCAAAACAGAGUACGAGGCGCUAGAUAAUUGUUACAGGCGUGUCGUAGCGCAAAAGAAAAAUUUACAAGGAGAAUUGUCCGAGAUUAAGGAGAGAUGCCGGGAGUUGGAGCGGGCCGGCACUCCGCGGCCGCAAUGGGAAAUAUGCGCUGACUUCAUUGCUGGAGGACGGGAUAGAUGGUGGCAGUUAGCUCAAGGCCUGUCCUCGAGGGACAUUUUAAUGGUGCUGCUAAAAGAACUCGGUCCCGCAGCUGAGACGGAGCACUUGGAGUACUUCGAUGGACUCGGCACGGACCCCGCGAUCCCCCCGUACCUCCGCUAUGAGGGCAAGGUGCGCAACUUGCGGCUAUCCCGGCGCGAGCUCAGCAUCGUAAUCAACGACAUCUGGAACAGCAAGCUCGAGAACGGUCGCCACGUGCCCAUGCAGGACUACGUCACCCAGUACUUUGAGGAGAGGUACGCGGCAGCGGGCGUGCGCGCGGAGUGGGCGUACAACGUGUGCGCGGGCGCGCGGAACGCGCUCGACGAGCCGCAGCUGCGGUUGUUCUGCGGCACGCUGCUGGCCGCGCUCAGCGAGGACGUGUACUGGGCGCACAGGGACGCGUACCACGCGCUCAAGGCGGAACUCUACAGGCACGCACGGGACGGAGAGACCCUCACAUUGGAAGAGUUUGAGAAAGUAGCAAAAUCAUCUUUCCCCUUGAAGAGUGAAGUGGACAUAAAGAAUCUGAGUGAUGUGGUGCGCAAGCAGCUCAAGAUGAAGAUCAACUACAACGUUGUGAACUUGGACAAUCUGUUUCUAGAGAAUGAAGAAGGAUUCGAUCGUCUAGACAUUGCCAGGGAACUGUUCCGACAAAGGCAACUGGCCCAGGACAAGUAUAUCCGGGAAAUAGUUGCGGAACUGGGCGGAAAACGUGCGUCAAACAAGUGCAUCAGUGUUGACAACCUGAAACGUGCUUUCGCGAUUGUUGAUCCCGCCAUAGAUCACAUCCGCAUGGAGCGUAACAUUCGCUGGGCGUUCUCCGACCAAACGUCGGAACUAAAUAGCAUUAGUCCAAUUCCACUACGCACUUUAGUCGCACGACUGGCCGCAGGUAACAUAGAACGAGUCGGACCUCGGUACAAGGGCGUGUAUAGAAGAACUUUUUACAAAUAA